AUGAGGUGGAAAGUUGUAGCAAAUCGUCUCUGUCAACGUGGCCUUCCCUACCCUUUCCUCACCUGUCGCAUUGUGACAAUGAAGUGGUGUAUGGUUUUGGCUACUCUGGCCAUUAUCGACCCCUGUAUGGACCACUUGGACAACGAUUUUUUGCGACUGGAUGAAAGCAUUGGUGGUCAACAACUUAUAGUAGAUGAAGUCAGAGAUAGGGUAAACAAGAGGGAAUGCAGAGGUAAGGUAAAAAAAAAAAAUGAGGAACUUGGAAAAAGGAACCUCCGAAGUAGUAUCAAAUGUCCCAUUGCGGCGCAUAGUAUGGCUCUGUAUCAUCCGUUGUAA
Messenger RNA from Brugia pahangi, 336 nucleotides. The record is from the annotation of a GenBank genome assembly. Lineage: Eukaryota; Metazoa; Nematoda; Chromadorea; Rhabditida; Onchocercidae.